Messenger RNA from Anolis carolinensis (green anole), 7776 nucleotides. RefSeq names its product synaptotagmin 9 (gene syt9). Lineage: Eukaryota; Metazoa; Chordata; Lepidosauria; Squamata; Anolidae. The coding region runs from base 211 to 1776 and encodes 521 amino acids. Gene Ontology annotation, cellular component: plasma membrane; exocytic vesicle; dense core granule. The transcript has 7 exons. The record is from RefSeq and is a predicted model, not a curated record. Gene Ontology annotation, molecular function: phosphatidylserine binding; calcium-dependent phospholipid binding; SNARE binding. Gene Ontology annotation, biological process: regulation of dopamine secretion; cellular response to calcium ion; regulation of calcium ion-dependent exocytosis.
AAGGGGGCGUCGCUGCUGCUGCUGUUGCUGCUCUUGCCGCUGCUCCUUCCUCCUCCUCCUCCUCCUCCUCCUCUAAGCAUGCGGGCGGCUCCACGGUGGCCUCGGCGAGCAGAAGGAGGUCAGCAGCCGCGACAGGCGCUGGAGCCGCGGGGAAAGCUCAUGUAAAGGACCGGAGCGCGCCCUCUUUACUCACAAGGAUGCUGGGGAGCGAUGCCAGGCGGCAGGGAGGACGCGAUUUGCCAGAAAGCGCUGAAGCUGCUGGUCGAGCUCUGCUCCGACGGGACGCUGGAGCACGAGGGCUGCCUGGAGUUCAACUACUACCUGCGGGACAGCGGCAGACCCCGCAGCCCCGACGCCGAUAUCACAGUGAGUUUAUUGUCCUUAGUUGUCACAGCAUGUGGACUUGCUUUGUUUGGGGUAUCUCUGUUUGUCUCCUGGAAACUUUGUUGGGUUCCUUGGCGAGAACGUGGCUUGUCUGGAAUCAAGCUGGAGUCCAUGAACUAUACAGAUACAGAAACCAAUGACAACGAAUACAGUGAGGAUUACCUGGGGCAACCGGCUACCUACCCCGACUCUUCCAUGAAGAUUAGCCACACUUCCCCUGACAUUCCAUUGGACGCCAAGGCAGGGACCAAGGAGAACUGUGCACACAAUGUUCGGAUGCAUCGACAAAUCACAGAACCAACUCCCUCAGCUCGGCACAAUUCAUUUCGAAGGCAGCUCAAUCUCUCAAACCCAGAUUUUAACAUUCAGCAGAUCCAAAAGCAGGACCAGCUGACAGGGCUUGGGCGGAUCAAGCCAGAGUUAUAUAAACAAAGAUCAGUCGACACAGACGAUGGGCGGAGAAAUAACAGCAAGUCUUGUGGGAAGCUCAACUUUAUUGUGAAAUAUGAUUGUGAUUUGGAACAACUAAUGGUGAAAAUUCACAAAGCUGUGAACCUUCCAGCAAAGGACUUUUCUGGGACGUCAGAUCCAUAUGUUAAGAUCUACUUACUUCCAGAUAGGAAAACAAAACACCAGACUAAAGUACAUAGAAAGACCCUGAACCCAGUGUUUGAUGAAGUUUUUUUAUUUCCUGUUCCUUACAAUGACUUGAAUGCAAGAAAACUCCAUUUUUCUGUAUAUGACUUCGACCGAUUCUCCAGGCAUGACUUGAUUGGCCAGGUGAUAGUGGAUAAUUUUUUAGAGUUAUCAGACUUUCCCAGGGAGUGUAAUAUGUGGAAGGAGAUUGAAUAUGUCACCAAUGACAAAGUGGAUCUUGGUGAGUUGAUGUUUUCACUUUGCUAUCUUCCAACUGCUGGUAGACUAACCAUUACUAUAAUAAAAGCAAGAAAUUUAAAGGCCAUGGAUAUAACAGGAGCAUCAGAUCCCUAUGUGAAGGUCUCACUAAUGUGUGAAGGGAGGCGACUGAAGAAGAGGAAGACUUCCACCAAGAGGAAUACCCUCAAUCCUGUUUACAAUGAAGCCAUAGUCUUUGAUGUCCCUCCAGAAAACAUUGAUCAAACUAGCCUGUCUAUAGCUGUUAUGGAUUAUGACCGUGUAGGUCACAAUGAGGUCAUUGGAGUCUGUCAAGUAGGCAACGAUGCAGACAGCCUUGGUCGAGACCACUGGAACGAAAUGCUCUCGUACCCUCGGAAGCCCAUUGCUCAUUGGCACCUGCUAGUAGAGGGCCCUAUUGAGCAGAAAUGUUAUGCGGGCCUUCUGCGCAUGGAUGGCUGCCGAAGAGGCUUCCUCACUCUUUUAACCUAUUCAGCAGAAAUUUGGCAUUCCUGUUGAACCUUUUCUUAGCCAUUUUCUCAGGGGCCAUUCCGCAGAGAGUCCAAAGGGGUAAAGACAUCCCUUUAAUUCCAUUAUUUGACCCUCACCCCUUUCCCAGCACCAGAAUAUAUUAAUCCUAAACUACAAGGUGCAAAACUGUUUUUUAGAAACAAAUGUACUUUGAUUUCUUUAGUUUUCUGUAGUUUAAUUUUAACAUAAAUACCCAUGGUUUAUUGGUAACCACCCAUUUUGUCAUCUAUUCCCACUAAAUCAAUUGCAUUGUUAGCAGCAUUAUCUUCAUCUAGGUGAUUAUCCAUGUUCAUAUACAUUUUUAAGAGUCAUGGGAAAAUGUUUCUUUGCAUCAUUAUUAGUAGUGUUAUAAAUGGAAAGUAUCAACUUGCACUGUUUUACAGUCCUUGCUCCAUUGUCAACUAGUCCCAAAAUCAUUCCAUCAAUAGACAUUUCUCCAUGUUCAUAGUGCAUGAAUUAGAUGUAAUUAUAUGGAUAUAGGAAGUUGUGUUUCUUAUCCUUUUCAACAAUCAAUGGCAACUACACAUGAUCUUCACAAAGCAGAGUUGUUUUCGACUAGUAGAUACCUGUAUGAUUUAUCGUACAGUAUAUAAUAAAAACUGUGUAGGGACCAGUAGCAUACAUCACAGCUACACACUGCGCCCACAAUAGCAUUUUGAGCACUUGAGUUUUAUGGAUUGUUCUGAGUUAUGGAACCAAGUACAGUUUAAAAAUAAAUACUGUAGUUUAAAGUAAUUAUGUGUCUUAUUAAACUUGACCAUCAUCAUGGUUUAAAAAACUUCUUUUAGCAAACUUAUGAAGCUUACUUCUUUAUCUGUUCUGAACAAGAGCAAAGUAAAAACAGGUUUGUGUUAUGGCCAGACUUGUUGGUGUUAUUAUGUGGUAGUCUUUCAGUGGGUUUUGUUAUUUAGAGAACAAUUCGUUUGGCCUAAUUCAAAUUUGUUUUAUUUACUUUGCAGCUCCGUUCCUAAAGUGUUUGAAAAACUUGAACUCCCCGUCUUCUUCCUUUGGAAAAGGCUGAAUAAACUAGUUCAUUUAGCAAACUUUGGAGAGAGACUUCCAACACAGCAACCACAGCUCAUCUGGGAGAAAAAUAAAUCAUUUAAACCCUUAUUAUAUGACAUGUAAAGAUAACAAACCAAAAUAUGAAAUGACUGUUAGUAGAAAAUCUGCAGAGCAGUCUAUCUUUGUUAAAUAUCUGAGGAUGAGGAGCUACGUGUUUUGUUAAUCAUCGUUAAAAUCGAAUGUUGAGUAUGUCUGAGAGGCACUACUAUGUAUGGGCAGGGGGAAAACAAAGUAACUUCAACAUUUCUAGUAAUUCUGCCAUUGAGAAGAUUGUCCAAUUAGUAGAGUGUGUGUGAGUCUUUUUUAUUCUGUAUGAGAUUCCAUAUUACAUUUUCAAAGCUUCAGAUUUUGUGAAAACUUUCUUGUCUUGUCAUGCAUAUAUAAUUUCCAUCUGCAAUGUCAAAUAUUUAUCCAACUCCCAUAGUUAUGUGGUAGCAUUCAAAAUGUGUGAGAGUGGGCUCAACCCCUCUUCCCCAUUUCAAAUUGGACCGAACUCUUCUGUAAGUGGGAUGUUUGAAAGCUCAGGUAUCACAUUUUUAAUGCUUAUUGUGGAUCCAGAUGCUGCCUCAUAUAUUUAUAGAAUAUCCUGGCCUGAUGAUUCCUGAGAUUCUAUACCUGCAACAAACCUUUCAUGUUAUGCUCAGAGGGUUUUUUUCACUUGGUAAAAGUGGCAAGAGUUGCAAGAAAAACCCACAGAAGAAAGGUCAUUGUGCUAUCACCUUUGGUUGGCAUCAUGUAGCAGACAUUGUCCAAGUUAAAUUUAACCAACCUAAUCCUAAAACAAAACCAUACAGGAGGAAGACUUACAAAUAAUGUUUAUAAUCAGUUUUCAUCCAACCAUAUUUGACCAGAUAAUAAAAUAAGAGUAUAUGUAGAAAACUUUAGUUUUCUAGCAUGAUACAUACAACUAAAUUUCUAUGCAGGUGGUUCUCUUUAAAAUAGGUCAUAUAACAUACCAAAGUUAUGGUGGGCAGUGCUAAAAUACCAUGCAAUUAAAAGCAAACUGAAAGUGCUAUUUUGUUACAUCAUAUUCAAAUUGAAUAUAUAGGACCAUAAGCAACUUUAAGUAGCCUUCAUAAACAUACAAGAAAAUACUAACCAAGCAUCAUGUAGCACCAUCAUCUCUCUCAGGUGACCCUUUUGAUAGUUGCAUUUCAUCCUCUAUAGAUUUUGCUACUCCCUAUCAAAUUUCUUGGCAGAUUUUACAAUGCUUUAGUUUAAUGUUUAGUCACUCUCAGUGGGACUGCAAGCAGUCAGGUUGCCUGUGGCUACAGCUGGUCACAUAUGCUAAGCCAGGGUGUCCAUGGUUCCUGGAUUUAAGGUGUUGUGUAGCCAUGGCCAGUAGGUUAGAUUCAGACCUGUGGCUCCACAGAUGGAAUGCUUUCCAUUGUAUAGGUGAAUCACAUCCAUGGAGGUUCCCAGACCAUUAAGUCGACAAUUCUGCAUUGAAGUAACAGGAUUGUUGCCAAUUUCCACCCCUGCACACAGCUACACACACACUGCCCCUAGUGCCACCUUUUGUACUCUUAUUGGAAGUCAGCACAUCCAGUCCAAGACAGUGUAUUUUCAGAUGUACAUGGGAGAGAUCUUAUGGCAUUUGAAAAAGGAUGAGGGUAAACUUAACAAGAAAGAUGACAAUAUGGAAACCAUUGGAAUACUGUUAAGUUUUUUCUUGACAAUUCUCUCAAUUGAAAAAGUAAAAUAUUGCAAAUAGGAAAGAAUUGUAAGAUAUUGAAAAUGAAUUUUUUAUAGUUGGAUGCUUGAGUGUGAGAGGAAAUAUUUUGAAAGGAGCGAAAGUGGGCCAUGGAUACUGUUUGGACAUUUGUUUCUAUGCCACCUUCACACAUGGGCAGAGGAGAGGCAGGUUUCUGGCUUUCUGUCCUUCUCUUGUUCCCAUUUCUAUAUGGCAAAGUUAUAUUUUCAGGUCAGUCUCAAUGAAGUCAGAAGCGAGUCCCCUUGACUUCAUUGAGGCUUCCCAUCAAGUCAAUGAAGUUGUCAGAGUUACACACUCAUUAGAAAACUGAUACAUUUCUUAUUGUGGAUACCAAACCUAGGAUCAGAGUAGCAAUCUACAUUUUUAAUCAAUAUGAGUUUUUAAUGUAUAUACACGCAGGAAAUUUUCCACAUUCAAAGAAAUGCUGGCUUAGACUUCCAUCUUCUCAAGCAUAUCCAGCAAGUGUAAGCCCUUGUUUGAAUUGAAAACCAGAAUUUCAGCUACGUUUUCAUUUCAAAUGUGGUUUGUGUAAACCAGGAAGUGCAGGAAUCAUCAACAGGAAUGUGAGUAGUUUAUUUGGGACAUCUGUGCCAAUGACCAUCUGCCUAGGGCAGGAAAUAUAGGAGUAUGUCAGUGUGCAAAGAAAGGGGUAGGAAUGUGAUCAAGAAGUCCUUUAGGAAAAGAUGGGUUAGCUCCACCAUAUGUAUUUGUCUCAGGUAUAAUAUAACCCAUAGCAUUUAUCCAGGCUCAUUAAGCAUCACACAUUUGUUAAAUCACAGAUUUGCCUGUUAUUCAUACAAGGAGGGUUUGUAGGGCAACCUUAUUGUUCAGUUGCCCUAUAUUAACACAACUGUAAUACUCAGCUGCCCAAUCUAGUACCGUUCUAGACUAGAGCUGACAUUAACUAGUCUGAAUUACACAAAGGUUGAUUUAGUGAAAGUCUAAUAGCAGGAGGCCUACAUAAUUCUUGAUGUUGUGUUCAUACCCCCCAACCAGUAAAAAAAAUUAGAACUGCACUACUUUCAUGAUGUUCCACUUUCCACCCCAGAGAUGGGCAGGCACACUGACCAAAAAGCAUGAAUUCAGUUUUCACACAAGUCUUUCUAGUUUGUGAGGAAUAGUCAUAAAGGAUAACUUUACAAUUCAUUUAAAAGUGGAAUCUCACCAUCGUUGAUCAUCUAUUAAAAGAUUCUGAAGACUUAUAGUAGUUCUUGGGAAAUAUUGAGUAAUGAAAGAAAAACAAAUCAGCCAGAGUUGGAAGAAACCAAAAGUAGGUUAAAGAAGUCUCUGGAGUGUUCAUUUUUGAGUUAUGUUCCUGUUCAAGACAACUUAAAAAUAAGAUUCUUAAAAUGUAUAUAUUUCAGCUAAUAUAAUAGAAAAGGGAGAAACGUUAAAAGUAAGUAUACUUUAAACUUGGCCCAAUCAGGCUGGAAUGUUCUAAAUUAUCACAGCAUUCUCUCAUUCUGUCAGGAGAACUGUACCUCAAAGUAAAAUUGAAAAAGAAUGAUACUGAUGGGGAAAAAUUAUGUUAGUGACCCAUUUUUAUAAAUUUUUCUGUGAAAUAUCACAACAGUCAUUCUUUCUGUCAACAUGGGUUACUAAUGCCUGUCUCGCUUUGGAUCCUACUGUCAUUAAUGAGUGUUGCCUUCCUCAUAAUUGUGCUUCAGAGUAGCCUCAUUAAUAAUGAAAUAAGCUGUGCCCAAAUGACAUGUGAUGUAAAUGGAACUGUGCAUUCCAUGAGUUAGAUAUCUUUAAGCAUUGUAUUAAAAGUGAUUUCUAAUGCAGUGGGUUAGGCAAGGAGCUACAUCUGGAAGCAUGCCAGGGUCCUGCAAUGCCCUCAAAGGGCCUAUUAAUCCAAAUGACUGUGAUGGGACCACACUCAGGAAGGAUAACACCACAGAUGCACACCUCAGCCGAAACAGUAUUGAAGAUGGCAUGUAUUGAAGAUGGGCUGUUUUGGAGUUGUCUUGUUUAGUUGAUAGUUGUUUUUGUUCUUCUUCAACUCAAACAAAGUGAAUACAGAUUACAGUUUAUCAAGUGGAAACAAGUUUGAAUGUUCCUAUUUAACAAACAGAUCCUUUUUACCAUCUUGCCAAAGAAUCUGGCACAUUUUCACACAACUACCACAUUAUGAUUUGGCUUUAACCAGCAGGGUACCAUUCUGGGAACCCUGGGAUUUACAAUUUAGGAAGAGGCAUUUAGAAUGAUCAUCUAGAGGGCCUCAUCAAACUACAAACCCCAGGAUUUCAUAAAAUGUUGCCAUGGUAGUUCAAGGCCUCCCAAAGAAUAGUACCCUUCCGCACCUCAGAAAUCUGAGAAGACAAGGGAUCUAUUCUCACAGCACAAUUAUAGCACCAUGAUUCCAUUUUAACUGCAUGGUCCAUUCUACAGAAUGCUGGGAUUUGUAGUUGGUUGAAGCACUCCUUUGCCUGACAAUUCUAUAUAGCUUCUUCCUAAACUGCGAAUCCCAUGAUUCCAUAGCAUGUUGCCAUGCCAGCUAAUGGCAUCAUAGCUCUGUAACUAUGCAGUGUGAAAGGACCCAGGGAGUGGUAAAAAUCUGGGAGGAUUACUGCACAACUAGUUUAGCAAGUGGUUAUAAGUACAACAUAACUGGACGAAACUUGAUCAGUGGUAAUCUGUAUCCAUUAAUAAUCAUCUCUCAAACUGGAAUGUUUUUUCCAUUGCAUGCUGGACAGCCAUCCUCUUCAUUCACCCCCUUUAUUUAUUUAGUGUUCAUCACAAAAGUUAUGUAAAGGAAGACUUGUGUUAUUUGAGUAAUAUAAGACUUUGUCUUUUGAACACAAAAACAUUGUAUUAUACUUUAAUAUGUGUUGAUCAAUAAGUAGUCCUUGUACAUCUAUGUUCAAUGUCAAAUUUUGGAAUGUAAAGCCACAUCUUUGUCAGGAUUUUGUCCGUCUGGUGGACUCCCCCCCCCCCCCCCUCCCCUUGGCUUUGUUCAAUAGAGGUAAUGCAUGAUUCAUUCGCGGUUAACAGUUUGAGGGAUGAAACAAAUUUAACAUUUCCUAAUUUUAUAAAAGUAUAAUAUUCUUAUAAAUAAAAGCAAAAUGUGCUGUGGUUUUAUUUAUAUAGAUCUUGUCAGUAUGAACAACUUUGUUCUUAAUAAAAUAUGUAAGAAAUUGUGCCAUUGUAAUUUAUGCCUAUUUUGUAUUUAUAUAUUAAAGUUAAAGUGAAUGUUUCAAGAGCUCACA